AAUAUAUUCAGAAUACAGAUGUUUUUACUAUACUAAACAACAUGAAAGAGUUUAUUCUUUUUCAAAUCUUACAUGUAAACUGCUUAGUCACUCUCUGAGUAUGUGUAUGUCGGUAUGUAAUGACAGUAUAGAGAAAAGAAAGAAAAAAUAGUAAUAUAUAUGUAUGCGAUGGUUCUCUCGGUCAUUUUUUUCUUUUUAUGUUCGAAUUGCACUUGCCAUCUUUUAUAGAUAAUCUAUUUGAUUACAAUGCCGACAGGUCAUGAAUUUUCAGAAGAAGUGAAACAGCUAAUGUUUCAUAUUAUUGAUUUUGUUGAAAGUGAGAAAAGUGGUCCAAUCAUUCCUCUUUAUAAUGUGAAAGAUCGUCUUGUUAAAAUGUUAAAUAUCUCGGAAAGAUCAGUGUACAGAUUAACGCAUGAGUUACACCAUUCAAGGUGUAAAGAAAUAAAGAAAAUAUCAGAGGAACAACAAAAGAUAGAAGAGAGAAGGAAAGCAGAGGCAAUUGUGAGAAAUCUUCGUAGUCGCACUAUCGUAUAUCCAACACUUAACGAACAUCAAUAUUCAACGUCUAAUGCAUCAGCUAAAAUUCUUUGUCGUCGGCAUACUGUGUCUUCUGUCUAUUCAUCAACAAAUCAUAUCGACCAUCUUGUUCCUCAAGCAUUGCUUCCUCAGAAGAAAAGUAAGAGAUUUUUCACUUAAAUAUUUUCAAAGUUAGCUCUUCUCGUUUCAGUGCAUUCUGGUCAUCCGAACAUCGUUUUAUCUGAGCAAGGAAAAGAUUUGAUUAGACUUGAAUUUCAUAAACUAAUUCAAGAAAAAGUGUAUCCAACUUCGGAAAAAUUGCUGAAAAGGUUGACAGAGCAAUAUGAAGAUUUUCCUAUUCGUUCGACAAGUACGUUGCGUAGAAAAAUGAGAAAUGUAAGUGAAAUAUUAUUUUCACGUAGACAAAAAAGAAAGAAAAACAACACACCGCCUUUUACUAUUUUUCAGCUUGGUUUCGUCUAUCAACGAACAUCAAAAAUAAAAAUUGCAUUGGAUUCACAGGCUUUUGUUGCAGCAAGAGCGAAAUAUUUUCAGACCCUGGAAGAGUUCACAGAAGCUAACGUUCAUUUGUACUAUCAUGAUGAAACUUGGAUAAAUCUUCGAGAAGUUAAACGAUCGAUUUGGACUUUAGAUGGCGAAGGUGAGAUAAAAAAAGGUGGAGGGAGAGGAUCUCGUCUGGCAGUAUCAGCACUGAUAGACGUUAAGGGUUAUCACAUUCCAUCAGUUGAUAUUUGGACAUGCACCGAAGAGCAUAAUAUGGAUUCAACUCAUUUUCUCACAUGGUUAGAUUCGACUUGCGCAACGUUAAGAGAAGAGAUUGGCGAAAAAGAAAGAAUUGCUAUUUGUCUAGACAACGCGACUUGGCACAACAAACUCACAGAAGAAUCAGUCAUUCCGAAACGUGCUUCAACAAAAGGAGAAAUCCAACAAUGGUUGAAAGAUAGAAAAAUUAAUUUUUCGGAAAAAUUUGUUAAAGCUCAAUUGUUACAACUAGUGGGUGCUAAUUGUCCACCUAAAGAAUAUAUUAGUGAUCGUAUCGGAAAGAAAUAUGGUAUAGAAAUAUUUCGUCUUCCAAAACUACACUGUAGCCUCAAUCCUAUUGAAUUAUCAUGGAAUAAUCUGAAGCAAUUUGUUCGUGAUCAAAACACGACGUUUCGUCAGGAUGAUGUAAAACAACUGAUUGAACAGUUUAUGGUGGCGAUGGAUGAUAAACGUGCAACUUCGUAUUUUCAUCAUGUUCGUGGAAUUGAAGAAAUGUUCAAAACAACGGAUGCAAUUAUGGAAGAAAAUAUCGAACCACAUUUACAAUCUGACAGUGAAGAAACAGAUUCAGAUGACGAGUAG
Molecule: messenger RNA, 1881 nt
Organism: Rotaria sp. Silwood1
Lineage: Eukaryota; Metazoa; Rotifera; Eurotatoria; Philodinida; Philodinidae
Source: the annotation of a GenBank genome assembly